Drosophila ananassae is the source of this 1752-nucleotide messenger RNA. Its product is annotated as pickpocket protein 28. The transcript is spliced from 5 exons. Gene Ontology annotation, cellular component: membrane. NCBI's taxonomy places the organism in Eukaryota, Metazoa, Arthropoda, Insecta, Diptera, Drosophilidae. Bases 1 to 1752 code for a protein of 583 amino acids. The record is from RefSeq and is a predicted model, not a curated record. Gene Ontology annotation, molecular function: ligand-gated sodium channel activity. Gene Ontology annotation, biological process: sodium ion transmembrane transport.
AUGCGAGUGCCACGAACGCGCCAAAGGACGACGGUGUUCCUGGGCCAACCACAAAGGAGAAGUCCCAAGUCAAGGCCGAGGAUGUUCAGCAUUUCUUUGGCCACUUGGCGGCGCAUCCUGUCCAGGAAUACCGAUGAAUUCUGUCGCAAUACCACAAUUCAUGGUCUGAAGUACAUUAACAACAGCAAGUUGAGGGGCAGCGACAGACUCUUUUUUGGCAUCGCCUUGCUGGCAGUCGUGUCCGUUGCGGUGUAUCUGAUACAGGACGCCUUCGAUAAGUGGAACACCACCCCAGUGAUAGUUGGCAUCGACCCGGAACUGACUUCCAUCACCAACGAGCCCUUUCCGGCGGUGACCAUCUGCAAUCUGAACCAGGCCCUGGCCGACAGGGUCGUCCACCUGGCCAACGACUCUGCCGAGUACGCGAUGCUCCAGAUGCUGUGCCGGCGACCGAUGGACGCUCUGCAGACCACCUCGUCGUCUGCCAACUCUUCCAACUGGGAGGAGUUCAUCAUGAAUAUAUCCCAGACGUGUCAAUCAAUGGUGAUUGGGUGUCGAUUUGGCGGCGACGACUACGAGUGUGCCCGACUCUUCAAUCCCAUUGUCACGGACGAGGGCCUCUGCUGUGUUUUCAAUAUGCUGCACCCCAGGUUUAUGUACCGGAAAAGUGUACCCCUCUCACAUCGGAAUGUGAGCCUGCCCCCGGGAUUCCUGUCCGUCAAUUGGCACGCCGAACUGGGCUACAAGAGGCGUGGCACGUUGGGAGACGGGGACUUGCCGCUGUAUCCCAGACGGGGCCAGGGCACCGGCGAGUCCUUGGGGCUCUCACUGACGCUGGAUGUGCGCGCGGACGCCUACUACUGCUCCUCGUCCAGCAGCAUCGGCUUCAAGAUCGCGUUGCACAGCCCGAAUGAGUCGCCGAAUGUGCGGGAAAUCGGUGUUCUUCUGGCCCCCGGGAUGGAAACCAAGCUCCGGAUAGACCCGGCCAAAAUAUUGACGGAGAAGCACCUGCGGUGGGUGGAUCAAAAGUACAGACGGUGUUUGUUUCGAAACGAACUGAAGCUGCGCUGGUUUGCCCACUACACUCAGAGGAACUGCGUGGCCGAAUGCCUCUCCGGGCUGUUGGUGCUCCACUGCGGCUGUGUGGCCUUCUACAUGCCGAGGCUGAAGUGGAACGAUACCAUUUGUCCGGUGGGCAAGAGGAGUUGCGUCGAGUUGGUGCGACUGCGGACCAUUGAGGCCGUGGAGUCCUGUCUGGAGGAGUGCCUGCCCUCCUGCUUCGACCUCUCCUUCAGCAUUACGGCGUACUCCACGAAAAUAGCCUUCGGCGGCUUCAACCAGAUUCACCCGAACAGUCACUGGAACUUCUCGGAGAAAUAUGUGGAACGCAAUGUGGCUGUGGUGAAUAUGUACUUCAAGGAUCCCACUUUCAGGGCCAGCAAGCAGACGGAGUUCAUUGGGUUCUCCGAUUUCUUAUCUUGCGUUGGCGGCCUGAUGGGCUUGUUUUUGGGCUUCAGUUUCCUCUCCAUAGCCGAGUGUAUUUACUUCGCCCUCAUUCGUCCUUGUCGCACCUGCUCGGAACUGCGGCAACUGCGCCAGGAUCAGGAUAAGGAGAAGGAGAAGCAGAAACCCCAUAUGAUACCCAGAAAUGUGCCACUCCCAGGCAAUAUCAAAUACAUAUCGGCAGCAAAUUGGUUUCAGGCCGAAAUGGCCCAUCCACAGCCCCACAGGCUGCACUUUAAUCCAGCUUAA